Messenger RNA from Raphanus sativus (radish), 673 nucleotides. RefSeq lists its product as uncharacterized. The transcript is spliced from 2 exons. Bases 218 to 469 code for a protein of 83 amino acids. Lineage: Eukaryota; Viridiplantae; Streptophyta; Magnoliopsida; Brassicales; Brassicaceae. The record is from RefSeq and is a predicted model, not a curated record.
UUUCAAAAAUUACCAAUUUCGUAAUCCUCGCAUUGCUGAAAAGUUCAGAAACGCGUUUCCUUUUGAUCGCAGUGAGAGAGGGAGACAUGUCGUCGUCGUAAUCUCUCACCCCUUUAAAUCUCUCUAUUUCUCCAUUUCACGAACCCUAGAUUCUCCCUUCUUCGACACAUUCAUCCUCAAACCCAUUUUCCUCUUCUUCUUCUUUCCAUAAUUCAAUAUGUGUCCUUUGAGAUUCCUGUUGGUCUUCUUCUCGGCGGUCCUCGCCGGAUAUUUCGCGUGGAAGACGGUGAGCUCUUCUUCGCCGGAACUCAUCUCAGAAGAAGACAACGACUCACCCGUCGAAUUGAAUGAUAAACAAGGACUCUGUUUCAGAAAGAGGAUGGAGAAUGGGUUCUGGGUGUUCGUCGACAUGGCCAGCGGCAAAUACCUUUGGAGGAAUCUUAAGGAGAUGAGAGAGAAGACUCAAUGAUGAAGAAAGCUUGAAUAUAAAAAUUUCGUUUUUCUUUUCUUUUUUUUUGGUCUCUUCUUUGUGCAGAUUGAUAAAUAUAUUAGACGAGUUGAUAGCACCUUGUGUUCUAAUUCAUCCCCUUGAGUUUUGAUCAAUUUUGUUUGUAAUCUGGAAACCACACAAAACAAUAAGUAAAAAAAAAAAAUUGGAGUUUGUAACUUUCAA